Molecule: messenger RNA, 1281 nt
Organism: Thermothelomyces thermophilus ATCC 42464
Lineage: Eukaryota; Fungi; Ascomycota; Sordariomycetes; Sordariales; Chaetomiaceae
Exons: 2
Coding region: 72-872 (266 amino acids)
Biological process (GO): protein folding; protein import into mitochondrial matrix
Cellular component (GO): PAM complex, Tim23 associated import motor
Molecular function (GO): protein-folding chaperone binding; protein homodimerization activity; adenyl-nucleotide exchange factor activity
Source: RefSeq, a predicted model, not a curated record
CGACAUCGAAAGUUGAGCGACAAAGCUGCCUGAAUUUCAGGAAAACAAGAUCCCGCACGCAUCUUGCAGCCAUGUUACGACAAGCUAUCUCAGCCUCUUCCAGAGCGCUGCGCUCGACCGCCAGACUUAGCACGCAGGGGCAAUCCAUUGCUCCUCUCACCCGAUCCUACUACCAGAGACCAUUGGUGGCGGCGGCCCAGACGAUCGCACCGCGAACACGAUGGUACAGCUCCGAAACGGAGACCCCCAAGAACGACGAAAAUCAGUCGAAAGAGAACACUGAGGCCGAGAGCCCCAAGACCGAGAGCUCCAAGACCGAGAGCUCCAAGACCGAGAGCUCCAAGACCGAGAGCCCCGAGACUGAGAGCCCGGAGGAAGCCCUCAAGAAGCAAUUAGAAGCCAAGGACGCCGAGAUCCGGGAUCUGAAGGAUCGGUACCUCCGCUCCGUGGCCGACUUUCGCAACCUGCAAGACCGGACACAGCGCGACAUGAAGGCGGCGCGGGACUUCGCCAUUCAGAACUUCGCCAGGGACUUGGUCGAGACGGUUGACAACUUCGAGCGCGCGCUGGGCGUGGUGCUUGAGGAGAAGCUCAAGCCCGAGAACAAGACGGAGCACACGCAGGAUCUGGUCAACCUGUACGACGGCCUCAAGAUGACCGAGACCGUCCUGCUGCAGACGCUCAAGAAGCACGGCCUCGAGCGCUUCGCACCCGAAGGCGAGGUGUUCAAUCCCAACGAGCACGAGGCCACGUUCAUGACGCCCAUGCCGGACAAGGAGCACAACACGGUCUUCCACGUCCAGCAGAAGGGCUUCAAGCUCAACGGCCGCGUCUUGCGCCCUGCCAAGGUCGGCGUCGUCAAGAACAAAUAAUAAGCCACCAAGCUCAACUCGACUCUUUUUUCGUCUCACCCAUGGGAGAUUAUCUCCUCUCUCACAUCUUGUAUUAUUAGCCAUUGUUGCGGAUUUCUCGCGCGUGCCACAACACCAUGGGGACCAGGGCGGCCGGGCGUUGUUUGUUUUCUGGUCUCACCAUGUAUAAUGCUCCUCUCAUGAAGUCGGUUCGUACCUGUUUAGCAUAUGGAUUGCGGAACCAAAAAGAAAAAAAGAAGGAUAGAGAUGACGGGCUGCUCUAGGACUGAUACAUAGGGCCUCGGACACACACAGACACGCUACUAAUGCAAAACGACGGAGUGGGGGACGUUGGUUGCCGGCGAGAUACGAAUCCAUAUCUUAUGGCCUUUUUUGGUGAACAGCAUUGACAAGUGAGCCCGUUUCCCUC